Molecule: messenger RNA, 2202 nt
Organism: Triticum dicoccoides
Lineage: Eukaryota; Viridiplantae; Streptophyta; Magnoliopsida; Poales; Poaceae
Product: phosphoinositide phosphatase SAC8-like
Exons: 20
Coding region: 72-1916 (614 amino acids)
Biological process (GO): phosphatidylinositol dephosphorylation
Cellular component (GO): endoplasmic reticulum
Molecular function (GO): phosphatidylinositol-4-phosphate phosphatase activity
Source: RefSeq, a predicted model, not a curated record
CUCUCCCCGUUUCGGAUCCGGCGAGAGACCAGUCCAGCCCAGCCCAGAGCCAAGCCCAAGCCCGCACGCCGAUGGCGACCGACGCCGACGAGGCCCCGUUGCUCGCCGACGAGCCCCUGCGGCCGGGAUCCUGCAGCCGGGAGCUCGAGCUGCGGGAGUUCCGCGACCGCUACGUCUUCCGCUCGCUCGACGGCGGCGGCGCCUUCGCCGUCGCCCGCUCCGACGGCUCCCUCCGCCCCCUCUCCCCAGGUCACGCCCGCCCUAGACCGUCGGCAGCUUCCCGGCGGCGCAUUUCCAAGGAAGCCGCAGCCGGGAGCGACUGUAAGGUCUCCAAGAUAUACGGAGUGGCCGGUAUGAUCAGGUUGCUCGCCGGAACCUACGUACUUGUCAUCACUUCUCGGAAGGAUGCUGGCUCUUAUGGGGCUUCCACAGUUUACCAUGCGAAUUCGAUGAAAUUCUUGUGCUGCAACGAGGCUAUAAAGCAUUUAACUUCAGAGGAAAAACGAGAUGAGGCAUACUUCAUGUCUCUCUUGAGAAUUGCAGAAACUACUUGUGGACUUUAUUAUUCGUAUGACAGGGAUUUGACAUUAAACUUGCAGAGGGCAUCAAAGCUGGCUGCGGGGAGGGUACAUAAGCCACUAUGGAAGCAGGCUGAUCCACGGUUUGUUUGGAACAGGAAUUUGUUAGAGGAGCUUAUUGAAACUAAGCUUGAUGAGUUCAUUACCCCACUGAUCCAAGGAAGUUUUCAGACAGAGCAAUUUACCUUGAAGGAUAGACUAGUCAGAAUAACUUUAUUCUCUCAGAGAUGCAACAGGCGUUUAGGGACAAGAAUGUGGAGAAGGGGUGCAAAUCUUGAAGGUGCCACCGCCAAUUUUGUCGAGACAGAACAGCUGGUUGAGUAUGAAGGUUUAACGUCCUCAUUUAUACAGGUUAGGGGCUCUAUUCCACUUCUCUGGGAGCAGAUAGUGGAUUUAAGCUACAAACCACGACCCAGCAUUAUUGAACAUGAAGAAAUGACGAAGGUUGUUGAGCGCCACUUUCACGAUCUUUCACAAAGAUAUGGAGAUACAAUGGUUAUUGAUCUGACCGAUAAACAAGGUGAUGAAGGAAAUUUAAGCAAUGCAUUUGCUGCUGAAAUGCAGAACUUUCCUGAUAUCAGGUAUGUGCACUUUGAUUUCCAUCAUAUUUGUGGCGGAGGGAACUUUGAUAACUUGCAAGUUCUCUAUGAUGAAAUUGAGGAAGCUAUUCAGAAACAAGGAUAUUUCCUUAUGAACUCUAAAGGAGAGAUAUUGUUGGACCAAAGUGGCGUCGUUAGGUCCAACUGCAUAGAUUGCCUGGACCGCACAAAUGUGACGCAGAGUUUCCUUGCAAGAAAAUCUUUGGACUCACAGCUGCAGCGAAUGGGGGCAUUAUCAUCAGCUGAAAGUAUCUCUCAAUCUGAUAGCAUUAACGAUAAAUUUAAAAAAUUGUGGGUUGAGCAUGGUGAUGAGCUAAGCCUUGAAUAUGCUGGUUCUUAUGCCUUAAAGGGAGACCUUGUAAGGUAUGGAAGGCAGACACUGCCUGGAUUGAUUAAAGAUGGCAUGAGCGCUCUUUCCCGGUAUUAUUUGAACAAUUUUCAUGAUGGAGUGCGACAAGAUGCUCUAGAUCUUAUCAGUGGUUACUACACGGUCAGCAAAAGCAGUUCUUCUCCUUUUCAAAUCAUUGGAUUUGAAUCUGCACCAUAUCUUCCUGUGGCGUCGGCAAUCAUAGUUGGUGGGAUCACUGUCACAACUUUCACUCUUAGUCAAGUUGGACGGAGCGCACAACACCUCAUCUCGUCCAUCAUCUUUGCUGGCUUGACAGCCGGAGUGAUAGCCUUGGUGAAAGCGAAUGGGAAGCAGCUCUGCUCUAGACCCCGAUUAUGCGGUCUGAUCUAGUUGGCGGUCCCUUUUCUCUUGUCCAGUUCUCAGAGCUUUGUUGCUGGAAUCUGAAUGGGUAUGAAGUGUUGAUAGCAAGCUACGUGUCCGCUGUCAGCGUAGAUAGAUUAAGCAAGGGAAAGGUUGGCUUGCUGGUCCGGUUAAUCUGAAGUAAAUUUUGUAACACCUGGUUAGAUUGUCUGGUUUCCUGGUAAAUAGUGGAUUGUGCAGUCAGAGACACGCCAUCUUGUAGUAAUGAAAAUUAAGGUUAAAUUGUAACAUUGAAUUCUACCGCACAGUUUCUGUA